UGCAACGUUGCUGUUUACUUAUAGCGCAUAAACAAACAUUUAUUCCGCUUAUUGUUGUCUAUAUAAAGAAACUCAUUCAAAAUGCACGAAGAAGAAACAGCGGAGCAUCCAGUAGCGUCCAGCCAAUUGUUUCGACGGUUUCUACAAUGCAUGGAAGAUGGCCAAAUACGCAGGGAGCUGUCCGACGAUUGUAUUUUAUCUUUUCCCGGACGCUGCUUAAAGGGCGCUGGGCCAGUGUCUAGUUAUUUGCGCGCACAACUCGUAGGACGGUAUAAUCAUAUAGAGUUUUUGAAUGCGCGGCAAUGUAAUGAGUCAGAGGAAUCCGCGCUUAAAGAUCGCUUCAGACGUAGCUUUCAAUCGCAGCGCGAUCGAUUUAAAGCCCCAGAAGUGCUGCCAACAUCGAUGCAUUUGCGUGCCGAAAGCGACGAAGAGGUGGAAGAGGAGGAGACUGCAAGUGGAAGCUGUGCCAACCAGUUGAUAACACCUCCACGCUCCUGUGUGUCGGCUGACACCAUCGAGGUGAUGCACUGUAUCACAGCCAGUGGAUCACUACAGGCAUCGCAUGACCAUAGCGACGGUGGCAUUGAACUUAGUGAAAACUGUCAGAUGUCAUUAACGCUAGGCUAUCGCGACACUACACUCGUAGACAAAGAUCAUACCUCUACAGACAUUUGUCUGAUUGUCUACGAGAAGGUGAACUCGAUGACCCCCGUCGUUCAACGUCAUUCGCGGAUGCGAAGGGCACGAAAUGUGUUAACCGACGACGAGGGCGAGGUGCCGGCACCUCGUAGUGUCCGUCGAACGCUCUUCAGCAACACCAGCGAUGACUGCGAUGAGGAUGCAGUGCAGCCGGCCAUAGAUCAUUCACCUCUUCUGCCGCGCAAGCGCCAACACAAGGGCGAUUCGAGUACGAGGAAAACAAAACGCUUAAAUGUACUUGGCGGUAUGCGCUUUUAGAGGUAUUCCAUCAUAGGAUUCAUCGAUAGCUUGUCGUAAUUAGCAUUAGCUCGCAAUGUACCAAACGUAAUUAUAUAAUUCAAGUGGCACCCAUGUUGGAUGUUGUUUGCGAAGACUGAGUCCACCCGGAAAGAUUUUACAAAUAUUAACAAAUGAUGUUCUGUACGAUGGACUGUUAGCGUACUAAGUUGCUUCAAACAUAUACACUUAUUAUGUAUAUUAAUUAUAUUUUGAAAUUUGUUAGGUGUUAUAAUAAACUUCAA
Messenger RNA from Drosophila navojoa, 1220 nucleotides. It is a transcript of the gene rux, whose product is annotated as roughex. Lineage: Eukaryota; Metazoa; Arthropoda; Insecta; Diptera; Drosophilidae. The record is from RefSeq and is a predicted model, not a curated record.